CAGGCCCAAUGAAAAGCCCAUUAGACUAAAAUAUGAGCAUAUUUACUGCAAAGACGAUUUAGCCGGAGCCCAUUCAAGUAGCUGAGGUUGUAGAACUGUUGUGAAAUUAGGGUUAGGGUUUUUGAGAUUGAUAAAUUGGUUGCAUAAUCAACGAAAAGAGAUACAGAGUAAAACAGCGACAAUGAUCUACGACGUGAACUCGCAUCUUUUCCGAUCAUUCCUCAGCCAGAAGGGAGGCCCCUCUGAUAAGAGGAAAAUGGAAGAUAAGCCCAAGGAACCUAGAUUUAAAGCCAACGAGAACAAGCCUGUGAUGACAGAGUGAUAGCAGCUCAAAAUGUGAACUCUUCUACAAGGGAUAGGGUGGUGGUGGUGGUGGUAGGCUUUUUGAACGUUGUGAAAUGUUACUAUAAUCGUGUUUGGUUGUUAUGUUUUAUCAUAAGCUUGUUAUGACCAACUUUAAUAGAGAACCUUUACAACUCUAAAGUAAUUUUAGACAUCUAUAUCUUCUGUCCUCCUUCAGUUUUACCUUAUUGUAACUUACAAGUUGCUUUAACAUAAAGGCAUAAUCUGAAUCUUCUUAA
Messenger RNA from Cannabis sativa, 581 nucleotides. Its product is annotated as wound-induced basic protein. The record is from RefSeq and is a predicted model, not a curated record. The transcript is spliced from 2 exons. NCBI's taxonomy places the organism in Eukaryota, Viridiplantae, Streptophyta, Magnoliopsida, Rosales, Cannabaceae. Bases 182 to 322 code for a protein of 46 amino acids.